Messenger RNA from Oncorhynchus kisutch (coho salmon), 1845 nucleotides. RefSeq names its product netrin-3-like. The transcript is spliced from 3 exons. Gene Ontology annotation, biological process: animal organ morphogenesis; tissue development; motor neuron axon guidance. The coding region runs from base 358 to 1845 and encodes 495 amino acids. NCBI's taxonomy places the organism in Eukaryota, Metazoa, Chordata, Actinopteri, Salmoniformes, Salmonidae. Gene Ontology annotation, cellular component: basement membrane. The record is from RefSeq and is a predicted model, not a curated record.
CCCCUGUACUGUGUACUUGCUCAAUAUAUCUGUCGCUAUUUGACAGUACAGAAGAGCCUCUGUUUCUUAACGGCUUUCUAUAAUGUAGCCUACCUCCGCAGAACGCUCGAGACUGGGCAGACGGGACUCGUCAGUUGUGUUUGGGAAGUUUAUAUUUUCUUCCAACAGAUGCGCAUUUUUGUUUUUUUUGUUUUGGACCUCAAUCAUUACACGGUGUUCUCGUUUUAAGAUUCGCCAAUACACCGGUCUUCGAUUGCGGUGGUCACGGUCACCCUAAAGGAAGGGUCUGUGAGCUGGGAUUCUCUCCUUCUACUCCCUCUCACACACAAACACUCCCUCGCAUAGACACUCUGCAGAAUGAGGGAAGCCUGGAGGUGCUUGCUGGGACUGUGCCUCCUGGCACGCUCUGCCUCCCCCGCCUCCCCUCACGGUGCCGCCAACCCCUUUGCUGGGCAACAGAUACCCCCAGAUCCCUGCUACGAUGACGCAGGCGCCGCCCGCCGUUGCAUCCCCGAGUUCAUCAACGCCGCCUUUGGCAAGGAGGUGGCCGUGUCCAGUGUGUGCGGCUGGCCGACGUCGUCGCGCUCUUGUAGCAUGGUGGAGCACGGUGAGGAGCGGCCUUCAGUGCGCACCUGCCAGAUCUGCGACGCAGCGGACCCAUGGCGUGCCCGCCCGCCCUCCUACCUCACCGACCUCAACUCGGCCCACAACCUCACCUGCUGGCAGUCGGAGAAUCUGCACACCUCGCCAAACAACGUCAACCUCACCCUGUCGCUGGGAAAGAAGUUUGAGAUCACCUACGUCAGCUUGCAGUUCUGCUCGCCCCGCCCAGAGUCAUUGGCAAUCUACAAGAGCAUGGACUACGGCAAGAGCUGGACUCCUUACCAGUACUAUUCUUCCCAGUGCCGGCGCAUGUACAACCGGCCUAACAAGGCGGCCAUCACAAAGCAGAAUGAGCAGGAGGCCCUUUGUACCGAUGGCCACACUGACCUCUACCCACUUUCCGGAGGGCUCAUUGCCUUCAGCACUCUGGACGGGCGGCCCUCCGGGAAAGACUUUGACAACAGCCCUGUGCUCCAGGACUGGGUAUCAGUCACCGACAUCCGUGUGGUCUUCAGUCGGCCCCAGCUGCCCCGCGAAAUAGGGACAGGAGAAGGGGCGGGGAUAGGCGGGGGCCAGCCGGACGAGGACCCAAUGGCACCGUCCGCGUCUCUGCCGGCGUACUUCUACGCGGUGGGGGACUUCCAGGUGGGCGGGAGGUGUAAGUGCAACGGGCACGCCUCACGCUGCCUCAAGGACAAGGAGGGCAAGCUGGUGUGCGACUGUAAACACAACACGGAGGGGCCCGAGUGCGACCUCUGCAAGCCCUUCCACUGCGACCGGCCGUGGCAGAGGGCCAGCACCCGUGAGGCCAACGAGUGUUUACUGCUGCUGGAGCGUACCGGUGUAGUGCUGCUGGAGUGUACCGGAGUAGUGCUGCUGGAGCGUACCGGAGUAGUGCUGCUGGAGCGUACCGGUGUAGUGCUGCUGGAGUGUACCGGAGUAGUGCUGCUGGAGCGUACCGGAGUAGUGCUGCUGGAGCGUACCGGAGUAGUGCUGCUGGAGCGUACCGGAGUAGUGCUGCUGGAGCGUACCAGAGUAGUGCUGCUGGAGUGUACCGGUGUAGUGCUGCUGGAGUGUACCAGAGUAGUGCUGCUGGAGUGUACCGGUGUAGUGCUGCUGGAGUGUACCGGUGUAGUGCUGCUGGAGCGUACCGGAGUAGUGCUGCUGGAGCGUACCGGUGUAGUGCUGCUGGAGCGUACCGGACUAGUGCUGCUGGAGCGUACCGGACUAGUGCUGCUGUAG